AUGGCCGGCAAGGAUGCGAUCCCUACUAAAACUAAGGAAGAAUUCAAUAAAUACAGGAAAUUACUACUUGUAAAUCUUCCUCCAAGUACAGAAGGCGAAAUACAAGAGUUUCUUGGUAGUUUCAGUGCCAGUAAAAUUAACAUAAGUGAUUCAUUAGAUUCUGCUGUUGUCACACUGUCUGAUGGAGAUCAACUUGAUGAGGCGGUUACAAAGCUCAACAACAAGCAGUUCAAAGACAACAUUGUCAGGGCAAAACCGGGUGUCAGCAGCCACCUGCUGUGUGUGGCACACAUCCCGCCGACCUACACAGAUUUCAAAUUCCGGGAAUUCUGUAAAAAGUAUGGCCCUGUGGAGUACUGUUACGUCAUGCGGACAGCCAGUGGACUCAGCAAAGGAUACGGUUUGGUCGAAUUCAGCACGGAUGCCGAGCAAGUAGAGCACAUAAAAUCUGAAAUAGACUGGCAGUCACUAGAUGGACAUAUUUUACACGCCGAUUUUGUGGCAAGCUCCUACCAGACCUGGGAGGGUUUGCAGUCCAGGUGCCUCUUUCUCCACAAUAUGCCAGAAAACUUUGUAGACGUGUCAAAGCUGAGGGAGAUCUUUGGUUGCAUUUCAAAUCCUGUCUACUGCCAGAUCAUAAUUAAAGAAGAAAAGUCGCUAGGCUUCGGCAUCAUAGAGUUUCGCACAGCAGAAGAUGCUGAGAAAACCUGGCUAAAGUUGAAAAACGAGAAAAUAGCUGGAAAGGAUGUGAAUAACAAGGAAGAAAAGGACGACCUCUCACAAGAACCUGUAGCCAUGCCAGUAAUAGCUGGAAAUGCUAUAGCCAUCAGUCUCACAAAGCAAAUGCCUAGAUUGAUGGGAGACUUUAUGCUAGUGCUCCAUGAGCUGCAGGAGGCUUAUGUAUCCCAGAUGAUGUCCCCCGAGAACAAACCAGGUCUUCUAGGUGCAGCCCCGUCACUGCCUCUGAGCCCAAAGAUGAACCCCAACAUGCAGUUAGGUCUCAUGGUCAUGUUGGCCAUCCACAUCCAGACAGUGAAGUCAGGACAGGUAAGUCAGAAACCUGGACAGAAGAUUCCCCUUCUUUCCGACUCGUUAAUGGGACAAGCAAAUGUGAUUCUCCUGAACCUCAAACAGCAGCUGAACCAGGUACCUGUCUUGGGAGACAAUGGCAAGCCACUGGCGGAACCUGUCUCUCUGGAUGACAAGGUCCGCUUUAUUGUGAAGAAGUUUAUUGCCAAUGGCAGGUACUUGAACCUAACUUUACUCAGCGCCUUGGGUCAGAUUCUGGUUAAUAUGAAGCAGCUGGACACGCCCAGUUAUGGACUAGGCCCAAGAACACCGUCAAUCCUAGGACCCUUACCUGGCCCCGCAUCACAGUUGUUGAUAAAUGCUCAACUGGGGAAACCUGCACCUGCCCAGCUCGGAAACACUUCUUCUGUGAUGACACCUCAGCCGACUCAAAAUGUCAACAACAUAGAGGCCAAACUCAACUCCACCAUCAACUCCACCAUCAUGCAGGCCAUGGGACUGAAUGUCGGCAGCGGCAGCUCUCUAGGCAACGUGGGAACAAAUUUGUUGAACCAGAUCAGUCAGGGACUGAUGACUCAGAUCGGUCAGAACUUACUGCAGCAGCUAACAGGCUCAGGAAAAGGGCAGGCUUCCAAUAAGAAAUCUAAAGGAAGUUCUGCUGCUCAGAGUUCAUUGGCUGGGGCUCUUGCCCAGAAUGUCAGUCAAGCUAAAGGGCCAAUGGCAGCUGGUGUCUUUAAUCAGAAUGUCUGGAAGAAUGAGGAUACCAGUUAUGGCACCUAUGGUGCUAAAGUAGAGGCAGGAACAACAGGAAUGGCAGCUGGUUACGGCAAUUACGGAUAUGGUGCUAAUGAAUAUGGGUACGCUGCAGGAUAUGGUGCCGGGGGCACAGCAGCGAACACUGGCGGAUACGGCAUGAACACUGGCUAUGAGAACAACCAGGCAUCAGGUGGUGGCAACUAUCAGGUAGGUGGUGGGAUGGGCACUGGCCAGUUUGGGGCUGGGGGAAUGGCAGGCAGUGGUAUGGGGAGUGGUGGGAUGGGCAGUGGUAUGGGGAGUGGGGGAAUGGGCACUGGCCAGUUUGGGGCUGGGGGAAUGGCUGGCAGUGGUAUGGGGAGUGGGGGAAUGGGCACUGGCCAGUUUGGCGCUGGGGGAAUGGCAGGUAGUGGCUUGGGCACUGGAGAAGUGGGCAGUGGUCAGUAUGGGGUUGGAGGCAUGGGUAGUGGUAAUAUGGGAGUGGCUGGCAUGGGUGGCGGUAAUAUGGGAGCAAGUGGCAUGGGAAACAAGGGUUUGGGUGGUGGGCUGGGGGAAGAACACCAGUGGGGGUCAUAUGGCCAGAUGUCUGACCAGGCAGCUGACAACUCUGGCUAUCCAAACGAGUACUCAGAAGGUCAAGGCUACAUGGAUGCUUACAAGAGAAACCGUUUAUAUUAA
This is a messenger RNA of Candidula unifasciata, 2460 nucleotides long. Lineage: Eukaryota; Metazoa; Mollusca; Gastropoda; Stylommatophora; Geomitridae. The record is from the annotation of a GenBank genome assembly.